Loxodonta africana (African savanna elephant) is the source of this 5604-nucleotide messenger RNA. It is a transcript of the gene IPO8, whose product is annotated as importin 8. The record is from RefSeq and is a predicted model, not a curated record. Gene Ontology annotation, molecular function: small GTPase binding. Lineage: Eukaryota; Metazoa; Chordata; Mammalia; Proboscidea; Elephantidae. Gene Ontology annotation, cellular component: nuclear envelope; cytosol. Bases 193 to 3306 code for a protein of 1037 amino acids. Gene Ontology annotation, biological process: protein import into nucleus. The transcript has 25 exons.
GGGGAAAGAGGGAGGACAGGGGGCGCGGAGUCAGAGUGGCGCAGCAAGUGGCUGCAGGUGGCGACGUUGGCGGGGAGUGGGGAGUGAGGUAGUCCAGGGAUCUCGGAGGAGAAGGCUGAGAGAGUCAAAAGGAAAAGUAAAGCUGCAGUCUGGCCUACUGAUCCGGGGGCCGCGGAGCCCCCACCCAGGGAGAUGGACCUCAACCGAAUCAUCCAGGCGCUGAAAGGUACUAUCGACCCGAAGCUGCGGAUUGCAGCUGAGAAUGAGCUCAACCAGUCCUACAAGAUUAUCAAUUUUGCCCCCAGUUUACUUCGGAUUAUAGUCUCUGACCACGUGGAAUUCCCAGUACGCCAGGCAGCUGCCAUUUACCUGAAGAACAUGGUGACACAGUACUGGCCAGACCGAGAACCUCCUCCAGGAGAAGCAAUAUUUCCAUUCAACAUUCAUGAAAAUGAUCGCCAGCAGAUACGUGAAAACAUUGUGGAAGGAAUAAUUCGGUCUCCAGAUUUAGUGAGAGUCCAGUUAACAAUGUGUCUCCGUGCCAUCAUUAAACAUGAUUUUCCUGGUCACUGGCCAUCGGUAGUCGACAAGAUAGACUAUUACUUGCAAUUACAGAGCAGUGGAAGCUGGCUUGGCAGUUUAUUAUGUCUGUAUCAACUGGUGAAGACAUAUGAAUACAAGAAAGCAGAGGAAAGAGAGCCCCUUAUAGCAGCAAUGCAUGUAUUUCUGCCUCGUAUUCAGCAGCAGAUCAUCCAGCUUCUUCCUGAUUCCUCCCAUUAUUCUGUGUUACUACAGAAACAGAUUCUGAAAAUCUUUUAUGCACUUGUUCAGUAUGCAUUGCCUCUUCAGCUGAUGAAUCACCAAACCACCACAGAAUGGAUGGAGAUCUUUCGAACCAUUAUUGACAGAACAGUUCCUCCUGAGACUCUGCAAAUUGAUGAGGAUGAUAGACCUGAACUAGUAUGGUGGAAGUGUAAGAAGUGGGCUUUGCAUAUUGUAGCUCGUCUUUUUGAACGAUAUGGAAGCCCAGGAACUGUUACAAAAGAAUACUUUGAAUUUUCUGAAUUCUUCCUGAAAACCUAUGCAGUGGGAAUUCAGCAGGUACUACUAAAAAUUUUAGAUCAAUAUAGACAGAAAGAAUAUGUAGCCCCCCGUGUUCUUCAGCAAGCAUUCAACUAUCUCAAUCAAGGGGUUGUUCAUUCUGUAACCUGGAAGCAGAUGAAACCGCACAUACAGAACAUCUCUGAGGAUGUGAUUUUUUCUGUGAUGUGUUAUAAAGAUGAGGAUGAAGAGCUGUGGCAAGAAGAUCCGUAUGAGUAUAUAAGGAUGAAAUUUGAUAUUUUUGAAGAUUAUGCUUCUCCCACUACAGCAGCCCAGGCUCUCUUAUAUACUGCUGCAAAGAAAAGAAAAGAGGUGUUGCCAAAAAUGAUGGCAUUCUGUUAUCAAAUCCUAACAGACCCGAACUUUGACCCUAGGAAGAAAGAUGGAGCCCUGCAUGUGAUUGGAUCCCUAGCUGACAUUUUAUUAAAGAAGAGUUUAUUCAAGGACCAAAUGGAGUUGUUGCUGCAGAAUCAUGUAUUUCCAUUAUUAUUGUCUAACCUGGGAUAUCUUCGAGCUAGAUCCUGUUGGGUGCUUCAUGCAUUCAGUUCUUUGAAGUUUCAUAAUGAGCUCAACCUAAGAAAUGCAGUUGAACUGGCAAAGAAGAGCCUGAUUGAAGAUAAAGAGAUGCCUGUCAAAGUAGAAGCUGCCCUUGCUCUUCAGUCAUUAAUUUCUAACCAGAUACAAGCUAAGGAGUAUAUGAAGCCACAUGUAAGGUCUAUUAUGCAGGAGCUGUUGCACAUUGUUAGAGAGACAGAAAAUGAUGAUGUUACUAAUGUUAUCCAGAAGAUGAUAUGUGAAUACAGUCAAGAGGUGGCCUCAAUUGCUGUUGAUAUGACACAACACCUGGCUGAGAUAUUUGGCAAAGUUCUUCAAAGUGAUGAAUAUGAAGAAGUUGAAGACAAGACAGUAAUGGCUAUGGGAAUUUUACAUACCAUUGAUACUAUCUUGACAGUUGUAGAAGAUCAUAAAGAGGUUACUCAACAGUUAGAGAAUAUCUGUCUACGGAUCAUUGAUCUUGUUUUACAUAAACAUAUAAUUGAAUUUUAUGAAGAAAUCUUUUCACUGGCAUAUAGUUUAACCUGUCAUAGCAUUUCCCCUCAGAUGUGGCAGCUUCUAGGUAUAUUAUAUGAAGUUUUUCAGCAGGAUUGUUUUGAAUAUUUUACAGACAUGAUGCCUCUCCUGCAUAAUUAUGUGACAAUAGAUACAGAUACUUUACUAUCAAACCCAAAGCAUUUAGAAAUACUUUUUACAAUGUGUAGAAAGGUACUGUCUGGAGAUGCAGGAGAAGAUGCAGAAUGUCAUGCAGCCAAACUUUUAGAAGUCAUCAUUCUCCAGUGCAAAGGAAGGGGAAUUGAUCAGUGCAUUCCACUCUUUGUUCAACUUGUUUUGGAGAGAUUAACGCGAGGAGUCAAAACUAGUGAGCUCCGUACUAUGUGUCUUCAGGUGGCAAUUGCUGCCUUGUACUACAAUCCCGAUUUGCUGCUACAUACAUUAGAACGAAUUCAGUUACCUCACAAUCCUGGACCUAUAACUGUACAGUUUAUAAAUCAGUGGAUGAAUGAUACAGAUUGUUUUCUUGGGCAUCAUGACCGGAAGAUGUGUGUAAUAGGACUGAGUAUCCUUUUGCAAUUGCAAAAUCGACCUCCUGCAGUAGAUGCUGUGGUGGGACAGAUUGUUCCUUCAAUUCUUUUCCUCUUCCUUGGCCUAAAGCAGGUCUGUGCUUCUAGACAAUUGCUAGACCGGGAAGAUCACUCAAAAGCAGAGAAAGCUGAUACAGAAGAAAAUGAGGAAAUUUCAAGUGAUGAAGAGGAGACAAAUGUAACUGCUCAAGCAAUGCAGUCAAAUAAUGGAAGAGGUGAAGAUGAGGAAGAAGAUGAUGAUGACUGGGAUGAAGAAGUAUUGGAAGAAACUGCCCUUGAGGGCUUCAGCACUCCACUUGACCUUGACAGUAGUGUGGAUGAAUAUCAGUUUUUUACACAAGCUCUGCUAACUGUGCAGAAUCGAGAUGCUGCCUGGUACCAACUGCUGGUGGCACCACUCAGUGAGGAUCAGAGGAGAGCACUACAGGAGGUUUACACAGUGGCAGAGCACCGAAGGACGGUGGCAGAGGCAAAGAAGAAGAUUGAACAACAGGGAGGCUUCACAUUUGAAAACAAAGGAGUCCUCACUGCAUUUAACUUUGGGUCGGUGCCCAGCAACAACUGAAGGAAGGAACAUCAACCGACCAAAGGCUUUCGCUACAUUUUAUUUCACAAGGGUGGUGUGCGGGACAAGGGAAGGAGAUAAGGGGGCUGCCUUUUCCAGUGCCCUCCUGCUGUACCAGCUACCAUCUGGCCUUAGGCAGUUCUCCACUCUCCUCUUCCCCUUUGACCUUGUUCAUCUGGAAACAUAUAUUUUAAACAACUACUGUAAUAUAUGAAAGUAAACAAAAUCAUUGAACUGAAAAGGACAAACUGUAUGCUCCAAAGGAAGAAUGACCAAGGUGGUUUUAGAAAAUUGGACUGAAUUGCACGUCUCAGGUUUUUGCCAUGCAGAAUCAAUGGAUUUAUGCGGAUAACAGUGCCUUCUGUUGUACAUGAAUUAUCUGAAAAAUUUUUUUGGAGUGCAUUGCAAUUUUUUUUAAAGCAUAAAACAUAUUUCUAGAUGUAAUGUAAACUUUGGUUAUAUGUUGACUUAUUCUGCAUUUUACUAUGUGAAUUUACUGUUAGGCAGUUAGCUACAAGUCACUCUGGUUUCAAAAACAUCACUGCUCCCCUUGCUCAGCCUGUUGCUGGGGGCUUCCUUCAGGGGUUGUAAAAUAUGCACUGGCUCUGGUUUUUCAUAACAUGUUUUGUGGCUUUCCUAAGAAGUGUCUUCUUUCCUCUUCCAACAUACUUUUCAGGCUUGAGAGGGGUGGUAUUUCUUUUGGGGUCAGCAAAUAUGAAUAUCAAUAUCAUUCAUAGUCUAUUAAGUUCAGGACUCAACAAUUUCUUGGCAGCAAGUGGUGGGGGCUCUUUAAUCACUGGAGUUAACUGUAAGUCUGUGUAUAUUCCAAAUCAUAUAAUUUUAAUUAUGCAUGUCUUAGUUAUCUAGUGCUGCUGUAACAGAAAGACCACAAGUGGAUGGCUUUAACAAACAAAUUUAUUUUCUUACAGUUUAGGAGGCUAGAAGUCCAAAUUCAUAGCGCCGACUCUAGGCAAAGGCUCUCUGUUGGCUCUGGAGGAAGUUUCUUGUCUCUUGAGCCUCUGCUUCCUGGUUCCUUGGAGAUCUCCAUGUGUCUUGGCACCUAUCUUACCCCAUCCUUCUUCUUCACUGGCUUGCUUAAUCUCUUUUAUAUCUUAAAAGAGAUUGACUCAAAACACACCCUACACGAAUCUUGUCAUUAAUGUAACAAAGACAACCCAUUCCAAAUGGGAUUAGAGACACAGGCCUAGACGUUAGGAUCUACAACACAUUUUGGGGGGAGACAAUUCAAUCCAUACAAUGUAGUUAAUUGAUAAUUACACCUAAAGCACAUUGAACUUCUAGGAGAAAGGUGCUACAUGAGCACGCUGUCUUUGUGGAUGAGGGCUUACGUUUUUAAUAAACUAUCAUUCCAGCUGUGUUGGACCAGGGUCCAAAACAUUUUUCACUUAGGAAAAAGACCCAAAUAAAUGUAACAUCUUGUUUUCUCACACAUAUGAAUUUUUCUCCUACCUAGUUUGUUUUAGUCUUUUUUAUAGCUCAGUUUGGCUUCUUAUAUAUUUCAAGGGUUGGGGAUAUUGGUCAGCUGCAUUCUUAGACUGUAACAAUUUAAGAUAGUCCAUAGAAAAUAUUGCAGGUGGGGGUUACAGCUGUUUUCCUAAACUGGUUCAAGAUUAAAAUAUAGAUCAUAGUGUUUUCAUUCCAUAAAAUGAAAAUAUAUUUUCAGAAUCUAACAUAUUAUUUGAUGUGAUAUAGUUUUUUCAUUUUUGUGGAAUGUCUGCAGCUUAAAUUUCCCAUCAAUGACUGGAGGAAUUUUUCCAGGUGCUUCCUAUAUUGCCAUCCCUUGUUAAUACUAACUCUUUUUAGAAUUCUAGGUUAUUUAAGUAAUUUUUAUGGAAUUACCUGAAAAGCCAUGAGUUUCUGAAUUGAAUGAUCAUCUGCUUUCCCCUCACUCUCCCUUUCCAAGAUAUUAAAGCUGAAAUGUGCCAACUGGCAGUUAAAAGAGAAAGGUGACAUUGGGGGACAUUUUAAAGGUCUUAAACUUGAAGCUCUUCCUAUUUUACCUAUGUCCUAUAUAGCUUAAUUUUAACAUAAAUAAUAUGCCUUUACCCAGGAUUUUAAAAGGCAUGUAGUUUUUGAGAAUUUAUUUUGUGAUGUAUUAUCUUCUGCAGUAUUAAAGGGAAAGAAGUAUUAAUGUGCAUCACCCUAUUUUAUUUUUGAAGCCAGGGUAGUUGUAUAAUUUUGUUACCAGCAGUGCUACAAUGAAUGUGAUCUGGUUACCUUGGAAAUGCAGGAACUUAUGAAUGUACUGUAAAAUAAAAUGCAGAUUGAUUCCCAGAA